Molecule: messenger RNA, 1688 nt
Organism: Mucor mucedo
Lineage: Eukaryota; Fungi; Mucoromycota; Mucoromycetes; Mucorales; Mucoraceae
Product: Dbl homology domain-containing protein
Exons: 6
Coding region: 57-1643 (528 amino acids)
Biological process (GO): intracellular signal transduction
Molecular function (GO): guanyl-nucleotide exchange factor activity
Source: RefSeq, a predicted model, not a curated record
CUUAUUUAGAAUUCAGUCUUUUUUUUUUUUUGUCAAGAGUGAAACAAAUAAAAAAAAUGUCAGUGGCUGAUAGUGGGACAAGACCCAGCUUGACUAUCAAUACUAAAAUCAAGCGUUGGACCAACCUGUUUAGUAGUAGCAAGACAACCACAAGUCCCACCCACAGUGCAAUAGGAUCCUCCUCUCCCUCCUCUGAAGAAGAAGCCUUGACAGCAGUAACAGAACAUUCUUCCGUCUUUAAAAAGUUUCAUGUACCCCAUUUUCACACAAAGAGAUCCAAGUCUACGUCAGCAGAAUACACUCCCUUUGAACCCGUAGCUCCUCAACCCAUCAUGCCAACCCCAGUACCAUGUUCACCAGACCUUCAUUCCUCUUCACCACCACCAGCACCUUGGGAAUAUACCAAGAUUCAAAAGCGACAUUCAAUGAAUGUCUAUGAUUAUGACACUCAAUACCAUUCUGACACAGAUGUUAUUCUUUCUGACACUUUAGAUCUUACCCCCAUUGAAUCUGUACCCACCGUUACCACCACAACCACCCCUACCAACACAAAUCGUAUACGACGUCGAUCCAGCUGUCCCACCUACGAUACACUUUCCUUGACUACCACCGAAAGUAGUAGUUCUACUUUGGUAGAGAAUGAUAUCAUGUCCAUCACCGAAGUACAUACUCGUAUCUCCUCUGUCUUCAAAUCGUACACCCAUCCAGCCGAUAAAAAAUGCAACCUGAAACCUUGUCGUAAAAUGAAGGCUCGUGCAGCCGAGGCUGCGGCCAACGGUACUGUCGCACGGACUUCAUCCUCCUUUUUAAAAUACAUGUAUAUACCCAACGUCUUUGAUCCCGUUACCCAUGACACUGUCUUGGCCAUGGCUUCUAUCAAACCUAGAAAAUAUCAACUCUAUCGUAAAACGAGCUGGAAAACAGAGGCGAAAGCCUUGAUGACUUGGCAUCAUACCUUGGAUGCUUACAUGGCUCAACCUGUCCCUUCGCCUCCUGAACAUCCCAAGUCCCCAGAAAAACAAGAGAAAAACGAUUUGACCCGUAGAUUCAUCAUGCGAGAGUUCUUUGUGACCGAAGUGAACUUUUGGAACCAGCUCUAUUACACCAAAGUCAUAUUUUAUGACGUCAUUGUCAAUGCCAUAGAGAACGGGAGCCAAUUUGUCAAACAGGACAACGUGGAUAUGUUUGCCAAUCUGUUUGACCUCAUGCAAUUUUCGGCUAAACUCAUCCACCGUCUCCGUCAUGUCCAGGUCGAUGAUCUCGAAAAGGCCUUUAAAGUCGAUUGCAAUAAUGCACACCUGGGUAAGAUUUUACGUGAUAUGGCUCAGGAUUUAGUCGUAUUUUUACGCUGUGCUUUGGAUUACAAGGAAAAUCGAAAACUGUUGGAUAACAAUGUUAAUAAUAAAGGUUAUCUGAGGUACAACCAGAAACUAAGUACGAGAAAGGAAACAAGUCAGUUUACAAUGAAAGAUUUUCUGAUUAUACCUAUUCAACGUGUAGCUCGUUACGGGUUAUUAAUUGCAGAUCUUAUUAAGCAUUCGGAACCAACAGAUGCCGAUUACAAUGACUUGAUCAUUGCUCAUAAAAUCAUUACCAGUCUUGCAUCUACCAUGAACUCUGUUCAAACCAAGAACAAGGCCUAAAUUCUAAUCUUUUUCUUAAACCCUUUGUACAUACAUAUAUCACAC